This is a messenger RNA of Amphibalanus amphitrite, 1834 nucleotides long. RefSeq lists its product as uncharacterized. Bases 401 to 1261 code for a protein of 286 amino acids. The transcript is spliced from 5 exons. The record is from RefSeq and is a predicted model, not a curated record. Lineage: Eukaryota; Metazoa; Arthropoda; Thecostraca; Balanomorpha; Balanidae.
AUUGAAGCUUGAGCAGUGAAAAAUAUGAAAGCCUAAUCUGUUUUGCAUCAUUAGUGAUUCUCCUAGGGUGUUGCCAUUUCUCCCUAGGUGUUGCGAGUUGCUUUUGCAAAACGUGUUCCUGAAACGGCUCAAUUUUUUGAGCCCUCAGCAUUACGCCUAUGGGAGCCUCUGGCGUCACACGCUCAAUAUUUUGAGCGCUCAAUAAUUUGAGCUUUUCCCCCUUGUGUGUGGGACCAUAUACCGUGAUUUCAAGUGCACCCAAGCUCCCCAAGCUGCUUUGAAUUGCUUGGAACUUGACAGGGACGGACGAUACUCUAGCAACAAUGGUGGAUUAGCCUGGUAUUAUUUUGAGCAAAUCGCUACUUUUUAUAAAGAGGUACCUACUGUAUUUGUGUGCAAGAUGGACGGGCAGAGCCGCACGUGCAUCGAGUGGAUGUGCAACGACGAAUACGAACCGGGAAGUUUCGACCUGGCCAACAUCGUGUCUCCGCCGGACCAUGAGUCCAUGUUCCACUCGCUGAUGAACGCCACGCCUCUGGGCGGAGACGAGGGACCGGGCACACCGCCAGUGGGCGCCCACGGCUGGUCGCUGGGCCGCCGGCCGUCCGACUCGGCCUCCAUCGCCACCCCCACGUCACUGGUGUCGCUGGUGCGCCAUCUGGAGGUUUCUCCUGGGGAGAACUCGGCGCCGCCGCCGCCGCCGUCCGCCAUGACCUCGGCCACGGCCACCAAAAUGACCGUCAAAGUCGGCGAUGAGGCUGCCGACACGUUCGCCGACCCGGUCCCGGCGCCGUCUCUGACCCAGGCCGUCUCCGAGGCUCUGGGCGCCGCCGGGUCGCAGCAGGACGCGGACGAGGUGGGCUACAACCUGACUCGCGUCACCUCGGCCACGGAUCUCGCCGAACUGCCGAGCGUGGAACGCCCCAAUCUGGAGCGCAGACCGUCCCUAUCGUGCCCCAACACGCCGCCGCGCCAGCGCCGCGGCCACCGGUUCUUCACGCCGUCCAUAUUCUAUCCGGAGCGGCCGGCAGACAUCUGCCGCGAGUGGCGCGAUAGCCACCCUGACCAGCCGGACGCGGCUGCCCCGGCCGGCGGGGCGGCGGCCCUCCCGGCAGCCGGAGUGUCCUUCCUUCCGCCGGCCUCGUCCCUCGCGACUGCCGGAGGUAUGACCGAUCCGCCGGCUGAGCGUAAAAAGAACCGCAACAGGCCGCGUCCCAGCCGCCUGCGCGAACUCAACUUCCUCGCCCCCACCUCCAUGUAAAAAAGAAGGUGCCGACCCGCAGGCGCAGACCUAUUAACCGAUCGCCGGCGCCGUGGACUUUGUAGACAGCUCCGACGCGUUUAGACGCCUCUGGCGCGGUGGUAGCGCCACGUUUAGAAUCUGCCAGGACGGCCAGUUGUAUAAGCUGUGGGCGAGGUAGGUAGCCGAAGGACUUUCCGCGAACGUAGCUCUCAAGGUGGUGUACUUAGUUGGAAGAUACUGACCCGCCGUAUUCGGUGCACGCGCCGCAAUCACCCUGUAGUAAUAAUUGCGACGGGGUUGGCUUUCUAGUGAGCCGGGUUCUGCUGGUAGUGGGCGCUGCGCGGAGUCGUCGCGCUGUAUUCUCACUAUGGUCGCGAAAGGUGGGUUUCCGUGGGACUGUGAUGGUGUGCGCCGUGUGCUCCCCGCCCCGUUCGGCUCGCCCGUGUGGUGAGCGUCUCCGCCGCUGCGGCCUGAAGCGGCCUCUGUCGGCCGGAACUGGCCAGGUUGGUUUGUCUGUCUGUGAUUGAGCUCUGCCGCGCCGUCGGCGGCGAGAGAGAUCUGGGUGCACUACAAAUAUAUCGCUGUUUCAGA